UCUUUUUCCAUAGCCAUAAGUCGUUACACAACAUAUUUACAAGCGUCUAUUAUAAGCCAAACAGAGUUCCAACCCAAACUGCUUGCCUCUCGCACGAUUUCCAACGCGAAAACAGACGAAAUAUUCACUAAUCUUCUCAUACAACAUGGAAGAAAAGCCCUGUUCGAGAAUGACGAGACGUAUUCAAGGGGAGAAGAGCUUGAGUACUAUGGGAAAGUCAGUGGUACUCCAGUCAAGCACUGCAGUGAAAUAUUUCUUGGCAUGAUUGAUGAUCAGGAAAGUGCUAAUUCUAUUCUUGUCGUUGGAAAAGCGGGGAUUGGGAAAACCCUGUUUUGCCAAAAGGUGAUACGCGAUUGGGCCAAAAACGAAUUACUUCGAGCACUAGAAAGCACUGAAAUCCCCAAUUUAAAAUUUGUGUAUUUGCUUACUUUCCGUCAGUUGAAUUUGCUCAAGAAUAAGCAUUUGACUUUAAGAGAAAUCUUAAAUUUUUCCUCUGUACUGAAUGACAAAUGUAAUAUUAACGAAUCAACAUUUGAGUACAUUGUAAAGCAUUCCAAGGAAGUAAUGAUAAUUCUCGACGGCUAUGAUGAGUAUUCUCAGAAAACCAGUAUCGAUGGAAACUCAGAAGGACGGCAUCCCAAUGACGUUAGACGUAAAAUGCCGGUGGCCGCACUGUGUUCUAAACUCAUCAAUGGAAAAAUCCUGCAAGGGGCUAUCGUCAUGAUUACCUCGCGACCUGAUGAAUCGGACAACAUGGGAGGAAUCCGUUAUAAACGGUAUGUGGAAAUUGCUGGUUUUUCGGCAGAACAAGUCAAAGAGUACAUAAAGAAAUACUUCAAGAAAAACGAAAAUAUGAAGAACGCUGUACUUAAACAUGUCAUGAACAAUGAGAAUCUUGUCAGUUUUGCUCAUAUUCCUAUGCUCUGUUAUCUGUUGUGCUUCGAGAUGGAGUAUGCCCUAACCGAAUCAGAAAAUUCUGAUGACCUUCCUGUCUCAAUAACCGACAUUUAUACCAAACUUGUUGAUAUUUUUGAACUCAAGCACUGCGCCGAGUCAGAAUACAGACAAAAAGAAAUUCCUGAGAAGUUCAAGCCCCCUCCUGUCAUCAAGAACACUUUGGAGAAAUUAUCAAAUUAG
Pocillopora meandrina is the source of this 1137-nucleotide messenger RNA. NCBI's taxonomy places the organism in Eukaryota, Metazoa, Cnidaria, Anthozoa, Scleractinia, Pocilloporidae. The record is from the annotation of a GenBank genome assembly.